Molecule: messenger RNA, 1598 nt
Organism: Achroia grisella
Lineage: Eukaryota; Metazoa; Arthropoda; Insecta; Lepidoptera; Pyralidae
Product: myrosinase 1-like
Exons: 9
Coding region: 47-1561 (504 amino acids)
Biological process (GO): carbohydrate metabolic process
Molecular function (GO): beta-glucosidase activity
Source: RefSeq, a predicted model, not a curated record
CUAGCUGCCAAUUGCUGUUCGCCGACGGUCACUGUGCCAUCGAAUUAUGAAGUUACAAAUUAUUGUCACCAUUUUAACUGUCAUCUGGAGCAGAACGAACGCUUCAAUAACGAACACGAAGUUAUGCUUCGGCGAGAAUUUUAGGUUUGGUGUUGCAACUGCAUCGUACCAGAUUGAAGGGGGAUGGAAUGUAUCAGGAAAAGGCGAAAGCAUCUGGGAUCGCUACACUCAUGAGCACCCAGAAAGGGUGUUUGAUCACAAUAACGGGGAUGUGGCAGAUGACUCCUACCAGCGGUACAAAGAAGACGUGAAGUUACUGAAGGAGUUGGGGGUGAACUUCUACCGCUUCUCCAUAUCCUGGCCAAGGAUUCUGCCCACUGGAUUUAUCAAUGACGUCAACAAAGAUGGAAUAAGAUAUUACAACGACCUGAUCGAUGAGUUACGCCGCAAUGAUAUAGAACCAUUAGUGACCAUGUACCACUGGGACUUACCACAAAUACUGCAAGAGCUCGGCGGCUGGACGAACCCCGUUAUGGCUGAUUAUUUUGCGGACUAUGCAAAGGUGCUGUUCAAUGAGUUUGGCGACAGAGUCCAAUUCUGGUUGACAUUCAACGAGCCGCUUUCCUUCUGUCAAGACGGUUACGGUGGAAAUGACGCUCCAGGAGGUCAGGCCAGCGGCUUCGAAGAUUACAUGUGUGGUCACAACGUCCUCAGAGCUCAUGGGAAGGUUUACACUCUGUACAAUAAGGAGUACAGAGAUCAACAGCAGGGUUCUGUUGGGAUCACGCUGGACAUAGCGUGGAUGGAACCUAUAACUACGUCUCAGGAGGAUCAAGACGCCGCAGAAACAGCAAGGCAGUUUACCUACGGCUGGUUCGCUCACCCCAUACUCACAGACGAGGGUGACUAUCCUCCGAUCAUGCGAAAACGAAUAGAUGAGAACUCCAAACGUCAGAAUUUCGCUCGAUCUCGUCUCCCACAAUUCACUAGUGAAGAAAUACAAGAAAUCAAAGGCUCUUUCGAUUUCCUUGGAUUGAAUCAUUAUACCACGUUUAUGGUCAGCCCAGGCGACAAUAAAACCAGUACGGUACCAUCGUUUCAGAACGAUAUGGGUGUAAAAACGAGUCAGAAAGCUGAAUGGCCUAAAUCAAAUUCGACUUGGCUGAAGGUUGUUCCAUGGGGUUUUAGGAAAGCGUUGAAUUGGGUGAAAAAUACUUACAACAACCCAAACAUAUUGGUCACAGAGAAUGGGAUCUCCCUUCAUCCCGGGCUGCAUGACCCAAAGCGGGUGAACUACAUCGACGGGUACUUGAGGGCCCUUCAUGAUGCUAUUUACAAGGACAAGUGCAGGGUUAUAGGGUAUACCUACUGGAGUCUGUUGGAUAACUUUGAAUGGAUGCGAGGAUACUCGGAAAGAUUUGGACUAUACGAAGUGGAUUAUGAAUCCCCAAGCCGCACCCGUACGCCGCGCCUCUCAGCUUCAUACUUCAGGGCUAUAGCUACCACCGGGUGCCUGCCUAACGAUUACAUCAACUAUGUUGAAUAUACUCUUACAGAUUAAAUAUAUAAAUAUAUAUAUGUAUACUAAUACAUUUAAA